CGGCGAGCUUGAGCGGGGAGUUCUUUGUCGUGAGUGAGCAGGAAACUGAGUGUCCAAAAAACUCCUGCUGUAGUGACUGAGAUAGACGUGACACACUGAUAAAGAUGGCGUUUGUUAAAGAGGAGAGUGAAGACAUCAGGAUUGAAGAAGUGUUCAGUCUGAAACAAGAUCCUGAGGAACAAACAGACCUGGUGUUGAAAAAAGAGAAAGAAGUACUCAAUGACAUUGAAGAGAAAGAUCAAUACGAGAAUCAGCAUGAUUUCACAGCUGGAAACAAAUAUUUUAGGUGUUCACAUGCUGAAAAGAUUUCCACACUAAAAAAAGCUCAAAAGACUGGAAAAACUAGAAGUGAUUUCACUUGCCUUCGGUCUGGAAAGAGUAAUAAUCAACAAGGAAACCUUAAAGUCCACAUUAAGGAAACCCCUUUCAGAUGCCAACAUUGUGGGAAAAGUUUCACUCUUAAAGUAAGUCUUUACAGGCAUAUAAAAAUUCAUACUGGAGAAAAGCCGUACACCUGCCAACAAUGUGGAAAACGUUUCACUUAUAAAGUAAGUCUUGACAGGCAUAUAAAAGUUCACACUGGAGAAAAGCCUUACACCUGUCAACAAUGUGGAAAAAGUUUCAGUUAUCAAGUAAACCUUACCCACCACAAGAGAAUUCACACAGGAGAGAAGCCUUACACCUGCCCACAGUGUGGAAAAAGUUUCUGUCAUCAAGGAAACCUUAGCCACCACUUGAGAAUUCCCACAGGAGAGAAGCCUUACACCUGCCAACAGUGUGGAAAAAGUUACCGUCAUCAAGGAAGCCUUAACCACCACAUGAAAAUUCACAUUGGGGAGACUCCUUUCAGUUGCCAACACUGUGGAAAAAGUUUCACUUAUAAAGGAUGUCUUGACAGGCAUAUAAAAGUUCACACUGGAGAAAAGCCUUACACCUGCCAACAGUGUGGAAAAAGUUUCUGUCAUCAAGGAACCCUUAGCCACCACAUGAGAAUUCACAUUGGGGAGACCCCUUUCAGUUGCCAACACUGUGGAAAAAGUUUCGCUUAUAAAGGAAGUCUCGACAGGCAUAUAAAAAUUCACACUAGAGAAAAGCCCUACACCUGCUCACACUGUGGAAAAAGUUUUGCUCCGCAUGCAAACCUUAAAGUCCACAUGAGAAUACACACUGGAGAGAGACCCUUCACUUGCCAGCAGUGUGGAAAAAGUUUCAGUCAUAAAGGAACUUGGACAUAGAGAAAAGUCUUACUCAUGCCAACAAAGUGUAGAUGUAGUUUCACUCAAAAAGGAAACUUAAACUGGCACACAUUAAUUCACACAGAAUAGAAGCCUUACACCUGGCAACAGCAUUUACUCAACUCAGCUCAACUCAACUUUAUUUAUAAAGCACUUUCAACAACUACCCGUUAAAAGUCUGGCAGCUGAGUUCUGAACGAGCUGCAAACGAGAGAGAGAAGCCUGACUCACACCGAGAUACAAUACAUUACAAUAAUCCAAACAUGAAGACACAAAGGCGUGAACAACUUUCUCCAUAUCAUUAAAAGUAAGAAUAGAUUUCAAUUUAGAUAUUAAUCUAAGAUGGAAGAAACUAUUCUUAACAACAGCAUUAAUUUGCUGCUAAGAUUUAAGCUCAGAGUCAAAAAUGAAUCCAAGGUUCCUCACACUAGACAGUUUUUUCCCUGGAAACAACCCCAAGCAGUCAUCAUCCACACACCCAUUAUUUCCAAAUAAAAUGAGCUCAGUCUUAUCCUCGUUUAAUUGUAGAAAGUUAUUUGCAAGCCAGCACUUAACUUCUGCCAAACAUGCAUGAAGAGACUGAAUGGCACUUUUAUGCCCAUGUUUUAGUGGUACAUAAAUUUGAAAAUCAUCUGCAUAAAGAUGAUAUUGAAUCCCAAAUAUUUCAAAAAUAGAACCUAGAGGGAGCAUAUAAAGGGAAAAUAAAAUUGGUCCCAGUAUUGAGCCCUGUGGAACCCCACACACAAGGGGGGCAAUGGAAGAAAAAUAAUCCCCUAAACUGACUGAAAGAGUCCUAUCCUUCAAAAAGGAAGAGAACCAUUUCAGGACUAAGCCCUGAAUACCAACCUGAUCCCUAACACGAUCAGUGAGAAUGUUAUGAUCAACUGUAUCAAAUGCUGCUGUAAGAUCUAACAACAUCAAGACAAUGCGGUUUCCAGAAUCAACACCUCGUAGGAAAUCAUUAGACACCCUCAAAAGAGCAGAUUCUGUACUAUAACCAACUCUAAAACCUGACUGGAAUCUAUGGCAGAUGUUAUUCCCAGCUAAAAAGUCAUUAAGCUGUGCGUGCACAAUUUUUUGUAGUAUCUUUGAAAUAAAAGGCAUUUAGAGUGUUUCACUCAACAUGGAAACCUUAGAAGUCCACAUGAGAAUUCACGCCACUGUAGCCG
This is a messenger RNA of Carassius auratus (goldfish), 2404 nucleotides long. RefSeq names its product gastrula zinc finger protein XlCGF8.2DB-like. Gene Ontology annotation, molecular function: RNA polymerase II cis-regulatory region sequence-specific DNA binding; DNA-binding transcription factor activity. Gene Ontology annotation, biological process: regulation of transcription by RNA polymerase II. NCBI's taxonomy places the organism in Eukaryota, Metazoa, Chordata, Actinopteri, Cypriniformes, Cyprinidae. Bases 105 to 1235 code for a protein of 376 amino acids. The transcript is spliced from 3 exons. The record is from RefSeq and is a predicted model, not a curated record.